CGCCGCGGGUGCCGGGCUCUCACUGGGGUGCACCUGCGAGUGGGUUUUUUUGGGUUAUGCUGCUGUCUUUGCGCCCCCGAGAUGCCGCGGUUGAGGUCGGGGAAAAUGGUAUCGGCCAGCGAGGUGGGGCCGUUUGGCUCGGAAGGCGCCGGCCCCGGCUGCCAGGGUGCAGGGUGUGAGCCAGGGAGAAAGCUCGUAGCGAAGCGGAGUCCUCGCCUGGCGCGGAAGAGAAAACCAGAGCAGCCCUUACCUGCCUGCGUGCAAGCUGCCAGGCUCGCCAGCGCUUCCUUUGGGCAGUUUGCUCCUCUUUUGCCCGUGCAGGAGGAGCAAGGUGAGAACGGCCGGGAAUUCCCAGGUAGAAAAAACAGGGGGAUACAGCACAGGAGGGCUGCCAGAAGCGGCAGCGGUGUGGCUCCGCCAAUUUCAGACACAGCCGAGAGUGAAGAUCGACAGGCAGCAGGUACGGGUGCAGCAGUAGGCUGUGAAGAGACUGUAAGGAGAGGGACAGGGCAAAGUCAGCAGCUGUUUUUCUCGGGAACUACUUUGCAGAAUAAGUUCUCAGAAGGGAUUGAGAGGAAAGAACAUUGCUCAGACCACGUGGACCUCUCAGUUUUCCAAGAGGAUUCAAGGAGUUCAGAAAAAGACGGCAAAUACGGCUGUAUGGAUAUAAAAUUACAAAUUCCAUCUUCAGAGGAAGAAAUUGAGAGCGCAGAGAGACGUGGCAUUUCCUGUCUUCCGGAACCAGAAGGGUUGCGACCCAGAGAGGUCACAUGGAGUACUGAAAUGAAAUGCACUGACUCAAUGAUGAUGCAGAAUAGGCAAAUCUCUGAUUUUAGGGAGAAUUUGGGGGGUCAGGAAGCCAUGACUGAACCAAAACAUCAGGAAGAGAUUGAUAUGCCAGAGAAGUUGAAUGGGUGUCCUUUAGUUGGAUCAAGACAACUAGGGACGCAGGAGAAAGAAAAGAAAUGUUUGAGCAAGAAAGGCGGGAUAUCAUUGAUGAAACCAAAACUAUACGGUCCCAGAAAGGAAGGUAGUUCUGUUUUGCUAGAACUGCAUGCACAGUGUCCAGAGUCCAGGAAAGGACCUGUGAAUAUGAGGAAGAGGGAUAGAAAUGCACUGGUACAGGGCAUAGAUGGACAAGAACAACCACCAACCAGACGGAAGACAUACAAGCGCUGCACGAAAGAAGAAUGGCAGAGCUCAGUCCCUCAGAAAGGAGCAGACAGCCCAGGGGAAAAUGCAGGGGAGCAGUUGAAAGCAAUUGAGCAAGAUUCUGGUACUUCACGGGCUGUGAAGAAUGUAAAGACAGAGCAAAACAGACCAGAAGAUUCUAAGGAAACAGAAUCUCACUACUCUAAAUCUCCUAUGGUUGCUGUUUUAGGUGGGACUCAAAGCAAGAGCUUUCUAUGCCGUGCUGUAACAAAAAAGUCUGGUGUGCAGUAUAAAGUAAGUCGGCCUAAGAAAAGAAAACCCAGAAAUGGUCAAAUCAAGCACUUGCAAAGUUUGACUGCAGCUGAAAAAGUGAACACAUCUGUAAAAUGUGAUGCUGAACAUUGCAGAAAUGCCCUUAAACAUUGUAGUGGCUUGCUCUGUGCAACAGAAAAGAAUCCAUAUGUGAGAUUAGAAGACUGUAGUUACAUCAAUACAUUAGUGAAGCUUUCAACUAGUGGAACUACCAGCAGUUAUAAAUUAAAUGGAUUCUUCCAUGUAGCCCAUGGUACUGUAGAGGUGAGUGAUACAAUUUGCAGCAAUAGUAGAAUGCUAAAUGAGAUAUCACCUGUAAAAGGUGGUUUAUCGUCUAACGAAGAAAAAAAUGAAAAUGGAGAAGGACGCCUUUCGUGUUGUCUGAGUGAAAGCAAUAAGUGUUUAAGGGAAAAAAAGUGGAAUAGUGGUAGGAAGCCUAGAAAAAAGAUGAAAAUCACAGAGAAAUCAGAAGUGCAGAAUACUUUCACAGGCAUGGCUAAUGAGUGCAGUAAGUGUGAGUUACAAGCAGAAGCAGCGGUUGCAAUAUCAAGCUCCUUUGCAGUUUCAGGACUAAAUCAUACUCUGUCUGAUUCACGUGAUCAUGAAUUAAAUCUUCAUAUGGGAAGAAAUACUCAUGAAGCACAAAAUAUAUCAGCCUGGAGAACGAAGAGUACCAAAGUACCUGCAUUUGAAAAUGCUGUUAAGAAGAGAUCUGAGCUCUCUGUAAUAGCGAAAGGAGAAAAUUCAAGCACUGUGGCACAUCAGUCAGCUGCCUCAGGUACCCUGAGAGCGCUAGCUCAGGUCCAUGAUACUUGUGACUGUCACAAAAGCAAGACAGGGGGAAAAUUGAACAAUGUGAAUAAGGAAUUUCAGCAGUUUACCUGUCAAAGAGCAGUACCCAUGACUGGUAAAAAAGUUUGGCCUGUUGAAUCUUGUGCCAGGACUUCUGAAUGGGUUUAUAAAAAUCAUGGGUCCAUCUCAGAAGGAAAAAGACUUUUAAAAGCUGCCUUUGAGGAUUUCUCUGAUAAAAGCAGUGUUAAAGGUGUAGGAGGUAGUGCUGUGACUGGGAGUUUGAGACAGUUGGAUUUGCCGGUGUCAUCGGCAGAAAUUACAAAAGAAUCUGCACAUAAAAGAAUUGAUCCAAAUACUGAAUGUCAGACUUCACUUGAAGCACCAGAAUCCUCUUCUGUAGAUAUUUACAAGACUUCGAGAAUGAGUAAUGAAAAUGGGGAAUCAUCAGUUAAUGCAGAUAGAAGCAGUUUGGCUUUUAACCAUGAUGAUGUGCAGGAAGUUAAAGGAACCUGCAAUUUUACAACCAAACAAAAAGAUAAAAAUGACAGAGAUGUAACAAAUAGAAACUUGUCUGUGACAGUCAAGAAGGGUAUAACAAAACAAAAAAAUAAAAGUGAAGGAGAUGUAACAACUGAAAACCUGUCUAUGACAGUCCAGAAAGGUACAACAAAACAAAAAAAUAAAAGUGAAGGAGAUGUAACAACUGAAAACCUGUCUAUGACAGUCCAGAAGGGUACAACAAAACAAAAAAAUAAAAGUGAAGGAGAUGUAACAACUGAAAACCUGUCUAUGACAGUCCAGAAGGGUACAACAAAACAAAAAAAUAAAAGUGAAGGAGAUGUAACAGCUGAAAACCUGUCUAUGACAGUCCAGAAGGGUACAACAAAACAAAAAGAUAGAAAUGACAGAGAUGUAACAAAAAGAAACCUGUCUGUGACAGUCCAGAAAGGUACAUCUACAGCUGACACAAAUAGAAUAAACUUUAGCUCUAAAGUGUCAGUAGUGAACCAGACAUUUUCUGAUUUAAAGCUAAUUAAAGGGUUAAACCCUGAAAACCUGACGAAAUUCAGAAUUCCUUUAUGUAGAAACAAACCUGAAUCCAGGAAAUUAAAAUCUGUCCAUUCAUUUGAAAGAAAAACCUGUAGUCCACUUGAGCUUGAAAGCACUGGUGUUUCAAGAAGACAGAAGACAGGUGAAGAGACUGUGCUGGUAAAUUCUGAGCAGCACCCCCCCUUUCCUGUCAUAAGUGAUGCUACAUCUACAGCUUCUGUAAAGAAAACAGCAUAUGAGAUUGACAGUAAGGACUUUCAGCACAAUGGCUCUGAAACCUUCUCAAAUGGGAUAUUUGUGCUCCCCGAAAGUUUUUCUGCAUAUCGACAUCCUCUUCUUGAUGGACAACCAGAGUCAUCUGUGCCUGAUUUCUCCGGUUCUGAAUGUGUGCUGAAACCUAGUUUUCCUGAUCAUUCUUGGAAAUCGGUUGACCACCCUGUUGGAUUGCAAAUAAAUGAUGAUAGUCAAAAUUCACCAGAUAUUCUUGAAGCUUACAAGCAAGAUAUUCUUGUUAUUGAUGUGAUUCAGGAUGACCCUGAUCUUUUUGGAACCAGUAAUGAAGAGGAGCUAGCCCUUGCAUGUGAGAAUUGUCCAGUGAAAGCGUCCUGUACUAAUAUCUGCAUUAAAGACACAAAGCCUGAGUCUCCCAUUACCUCAGAAAAGAGACAUUUGGUUGAGAAUAGUUCUGGAUGCGUGCAAGAAUUUGGAAUAUCAAAUGAUAUUGAAAAUUCCUGUGAUUUGGUGCUAAAAGCUGAAGAUAUUAAAACGCACAACUCCUCCAGAGGAAGCAGUCCUUUGGGAGAUGUUACUGAGGACUUUCUGAAAGAUGGGCAACCAAGUGAACUGGAUGAACUUUUGAAGAGUUUUGAUGUGAAUGAAAAGUUCAAGUUUGCAGAUGGAGUGCCUGAUGUUAAACAAGAAAAAAAGAGUGAAGCUGAAAAAAGUGACUGUAAAUACAAAGAUCUUGUGAACUGUGAAUUGCUAUCAGGAUCACCACUGAAUGACCCGAAAGUAAAUAUCUUCAGUGAAGCUACAGUGAUGAAAUCCUGGACAAAUGUUUACAAACCGUCAGGAAAAAGUCCUUUACAGACAUUGAAGAAUUUUGGAGAUCUUGAGCCAUGGAGGAUGGAGAAAAAUGCAACUGCUUCUCAUUCAGUCCAACAGAUCCUCGAUGCACUUGACUUGCCCCGUAAAUACUGCAGAUACUAUUUCAUGACUUCACGUGGGUGCACAAGAGCAAGAUGUCGGUUCUGCCAUGUCCCGGAACAAGGGGAUGAAAAGAUUUGCAUGGCAAUUCUUAGGACAUACAUUAAAAUCAAAGAACCAGGCCUCCUAAAACGUGCAGUCCAAAUAUUUGUGCGGUAUUACAGAGGAGUUAUUCCUGGUGUGGAUUUUGCUUCUCAAGUGUUGAAUGAUCUUCUUGUUGCUCUGCUCAAGAACUGUUUGUUGCAGGAGGUAUUUUGGAUAUUGAAUGUAACCGUGGAAAUCAAGACACUGCCAACUACAGAUGUUCUUCUGAAAGUUUUUGAGCAAGUGGCUUCUUUGAAUUUAAGAGAUGCUGUGCCUACAUUAAUCCGUACCUUUCGUAAGCUCGUUGAUGCUGGUAUGUUCCUUGAGUUAGACCAUUUUGACUAUAUUGUUAAGUUACUUCACCAAUUGCAAGUUUCUAGUUGGGAAAUAAGCAUUGUUUUGAACAUAAAAUCCAGAUUUAGAGAAAGACACCAUUUUGAAAAGAACUGGCUUUUUGAUUUCAACUUAGCAGCAGAUGAAAUUCAGCAUUGUAAGGAAAAAAGGGAUUGGACCAAGCUGGGAACUUUGUAUCUUAAUGCAAGAACUGGAUGUGAAUGUUUUGAGGAUUUUCAGAAAUUAUUUUUAUCUAUUGCUGAAAUACUAACCAAAGAUUCUGAGUCAGACAGACCAGAAGUUCCUUUCUGUGAUUUUGCUGAUGCAGUAAUGAAAAAUUCACAACCUAAUGAAGCAGACAGACUUUUCAUUGGGAGGACUGGAAUAAGCGUGAUGUAUUCUUAUCAUGAAGUACUGCAGUGGAUGAAGGGAAGGAAGGUUUUGGAUAAACUGCACGAGCUACAGAUACCUUUUACGCUCAUGAAAGGACUUAUAGGUUCAGGGAGGUCAGCAUCAAGAUGUCAGAUUGUUAAUAAAGCUGCAGAAAUCUUCCUUAAUUGUGGAAGUUUGGAUGGAGCAACAAGGGUAUUGAGAGAGUCAGAGUGGACCACAAAUGCACCAUUGUGGCCUUGUGAUAAAAUGGACAUCCUCAAUCGACUCAAUCUGUUACAUACCCUAGUGCACAAAUACUUGAGUAAGAGUUUGUACAGGCAGGCUUUUGAAGUUCUGCAGAACUUCCCAGGUUUGCAAAAACAUUCUGAUAUUGUAGAUGUUUCUCAGUACAGCUGCCUUUUUAACAAGCUGAUAAAUGCCUGUUUUGAGAACAAGAGCCUUGGGGUCUCAUCUUCUGCAGUAGACUUCAUGCUUUCAAAAAAAAUUGCUAUUGAUUUUAUUUUACUUAGAAGAUUAAUCACAGCUUUGGGAAGAAGUUCUUUGUGGUCUAAAGCUAGGACAUAUUACAAAACUGCUUUAUCAUUGGGUUGCUACCCACAGCUGCAGGGAAAUUCAUACCACAAACUUUUGAAGAUUCCAUCUUACCUGUCUGAAGUUGAGAUGCUGUUGGCCAUUGAAAUAUUUCUUGUUUCAAAUGCCAGUUAUAUUCAAAGUCCAAUGGCUACUAGUCAGACUCUUCAAAUAAUACUGAAAAGAUGUGAAGAUCAGACAGUUCAGGAUAACAGUGUCUAUCAAAUGGCAGUGGAGAGACUGAUUCUAGCAGCUCGUUUAUCUGAUCCAAAGCUUCUUCUUAAGCAUAUGACAAUGAAUGUUAAUAUGGAAGAGGUUUACAGCCUGGAGCUUUCAUCUGCUCUAAAAUGGCUUCAGGAGAAUAUGAAAUGGGCUGAGGAGGUCUGGCUGUUUCGAAAUUCCAUGGGCCAAACAAGACAAAACUCCAGUGUGGAAUGGAAACAAGCCUGGAAAGAUGGAAAAAUGUUCUGAAGAGUAAAGUUAAGUACAAUAGAGACAAUGCAGUUUUGCAGAGCCAGCCACUCAAUAUAUUGACAAUAUCCAUAUUUUUGCUUUUUCCCAGAUGUAAGUUAAGCUGAAAGAACUUAUGUGUUUGACUUUAAGCAACUAAUUUGAUAAAGUUUUUCAUACAGGAAAUAAAAUGUAUGUGUACCUUUUUGCAGAGAGAGACAGAAAAAUGUGCAAAUAAAAACUUUCCUAUGUUGUGCUUGGUAGCUUGGUGUGGACAACGCUGCGCUCCUUUGGAAUGUUGUUAGAUGCAUGAGAAAUUGCCUCUGUGAAAAUAUUUUUCAGUUUUCACUGAUUACACGGUAUGCUCUUGGAAAGAUUGCUUUUGUUAGGUAUGGACAGUUUCUUGUAACUAAAACAGAAUAAUGGGUUUUGAAAGGCUUACCACAGUUUAAUUUCAAAGCAUUGAUAGUUUUGAGAGUUUCUGAACCCACAUGGGGGACGGAGGUGAAAAGCUGGAAAUAGGAGCUUGACACUGUGUUUUAUAAAGAGCAAUUGGGAGGGUCCCUUUGGAGAAGUUGUUAAGAUGUUCAUAAAUGGUUUUUUAUUCUUUAUAUAAAAUAUUC
This is a messenger RNA of Manacus vitellinus (golden-collared manakin), 6965 nucleotides long. RefSeq names its product testis and ovary specific PAZ domain containing 1 (gene TOPAZ1). The transcript has 21 exons. Gene Ontology annotation, molecular function: metal ion binding. NCBI's taxonomy places the organism in Eukaryota, Metazoa, Chordata, Aves, Passeriformes, Pipridae. Bases 82 to 6363 code for a protein of 2093 amino acids. Gene Ontology annotation, biological process: spermatocyte division; spermatid development. The record is from RefSeq and is a predicted model, not a curated record.